This is a messenger RNA of Micropterus salmoides (largemouth bass), 4119 nucleotides long. RefSeq names its product protein kinase C, theta (gene prkcq). The transcript has 18 exons. Gene Ontology annotation, biological process: intracellular signal transduction; peptidyl-serine phosphorylation. NCBI's taxonomy places the organism in Eukaryota, Metazoa, Chordata, Actinopteri, Centrarchiformes, Centrarchidae. Bases 340 to 2508 code for a protein of 722 amino acids. Gene Ontology annotation, molecular function: ATP binding; diacylglycerol-dependent serine/threonine kinase activity. The record is from RefSeq and is a predicted model, not a curated record.
GUCAGAGAAUGGUCGGAUGGAGAGCAGCUUCUGUCUGCAAACACUAAGCUUCAGUUACAGGUUUUUUAAAGUGUCAAGGGCGGAAAAACAGCAAACCUUCUCUGCCUCCUCUGCCUCCUCCUCCUCCUCCCCUGCCAGCCUAUUUUUCUCUGGAGAAAAAAGGGCUAGUCGGCGUGUUCUGUGGUGGAGGAAAGGUGGCUGACGGCAACACCGAAGCUGCCUCCAAAAUCGGAGAAAUCUCAUCUCUUGAAUCUGCUUUGCAAACAAGGCAUUGUUGCAAGGUUUCCUGGAGGUUAUUUGGAUAUUUGCAAGGGGGUCAGAGAGUAAAAACCUGCAGCCAUGUCGCCUUUCCUGCGGAUUGGGUUCUCCAACUUUGAGAUUGAUCCCAGCCUGGCCUACCAUGAAGAGGUGCUGAACCCGUAUUGUGCCGUUUACAUGAAGGAGGCCAUCGACACAGAAAAGGGCCAAGUGUACAAACAAAAGAAGCCAACCAUGUACCCGCCGUGGAGCACCACGUUUGAUGCCCACAUCCACCGCGGUCGCAUCAUGCAUGUAAUGGUGAAAGAUCGGACAGCGGAGCUGAAGUCUGAGGCCACGGUGGCUUUGGACUCGCUUGCCACACGAUGCAAGAAGGAGAAUGGCAAGCUGGAGAUCUGGCUGGAGCUGAAGCCACAGGGUCGCCUAAGGAUGGAGGCCAGGUAUUAUCUGGAGAAAAGUGAUGCGGCUGGUCAGAAUGAGGGAGACCAAGAGCCCGAACUUGAGCGAGAGGGUCUGUUCGCCCUCCAUCAGCGGCGAGGUGCCAUCAAACAGGCCAAAGUUCAUGUUGUCAAAUGUCACGAGUUUAGCGCCACAUUCUUCCCUCAGCCGACCUUCUGCUCCGUCUGCAAAGAGUUUGUCUGGGGCCUGAACAAGCAGGGUUACCAGUGCAGACAGUGCAAUGCAGCUAUUCACAAAAAAUGCAUAGACAAAGUAAUCGCCAAAUGCACUGGUUCAGCCAUUAACAGCAAAGAAACAAUGAUCCACAAGGAGCGCUUCAAGAUCGACAUGCCCCACCGGUUUAAAGUCUACAACUACAAAAGUCCCACUUUCUGUGAACACUGUGGUACUCUGCUGUGGGGGCUCGCCAAGCAGGGGCUCAAAUGUGAGGAGUGUGGCAUGAACGUCCAUCAUAAAUGCCAGAAGAAAGUAGCCAACCUCUGUGGGGUCAACCAAAAACUGAUGGCUGAAGCUCUGGCCAUCAUCGAGAGUAAACAGCAGGCCAGAAGCACCAAAGAAACUGACAUUAUUGGUCGAGAAGGUCCAGUCGGUGUUGGCCAGCCGGGAGUAGUCCGAGCUCCGUCUGGGUUAAUAACGGGUGUACCAGCCACAGCUACACCUCCAAACACAAACAAAGAGAUACAGGGUGUUUCAUGGGACGGACCAGCUGACAUCAGCAGGUCGAUCACUGAGGCGCUGACAGAAGAAGAGCCUCUGUACGCUGUUCCCAGGAGGGAUCACCAACCCAGAUUCACCAUUGAUGACUUCAUCCUGCACAAGAUGCUCGGGAAAGGCAGCUUUGGCAAGGUGUUUUUAGCCGAGCUGAAAAAAAGCGGCAAGUUUUUCGCGGUGAAGGCCCUAAAAAAGGAUGUGGUGCUGAUGGACGAUGACGUCGAGUGCACCAUGGUGGAGAGGAGCGUCCUCUCUUUAGCCUGGGAAAAUCCUUUCCUCACACACCUUUACUGCACCUUCCAGACCAAGGAGAACCUGUUCUUCGUGAUGGAGUAUCUGAAUGGAGGGGAUCUCAUGUUCCACAUCCAGACCUGCCACAAGUUUGACUUGCACAGAGCAACCUUCUAUGCAGCUGAGAUCAUUUGUGGACUCCAGUUCCUGCAUUCUAAAGGAAUCAUUUACAGGGAUCUGAAGCUGGAUAAUGUGCUGUUGGACUCUGAUGGUCAUAUUAAGAUAGCAGACUUUGGCAUGUGUAAGGAGAACAUGCAGGACGACUCGCGGACGGCCACCUUCUGUGGGACACCCGACUACAUCGCCCCUGAGAUCCUGCUGGGUCAGAAGUACAACUGCUCAGUGGAUUGGUGGUCGUUUGGAGUGCUGCUGUACGAGAUGCUGAUCGGUCAGUCUCCGUUCCACGGCCGCGACGAGGAGGAGCUGUUUCAAUCCAUACGAACAGACAACCCUGUGUACCCCCGCUGGCUCACCAAAGACGCCAAGGACAUUCUAGUCAAGUUGUUUGUGAGGGAGCCCGAGGAGCGCCUGGGAAUUAAGGGAAACAUCAGACAGCACAAUUUCUUCAGCGUCACAGACUGGAACGCCCUGGAACAACGGCAGGUGGCACCACCCUUCAGGCCAACUUUAACGUCGCCAAGCGACUGCAGUAACUUUGACAAAGAGUUCAUCAAUGAGAAGCCCCGGCUGUCGUGUGCCGACCGGACGCUCAUCAACAGCGUUGACCAGACGAUGUUCAGAAACUUCUCCUUUGUUAACCCUGGGAUGGCUCACAUCACAGCACGCUGAGCACCCGACCACCAACCUACUACCUAACAACAAGCCACUCAGUCACAAUCAGCACUUACUGUAACUGAAACAAACUGCAGAGACUUUAGACCAUGAAUGUCACAAAACUCAACUGUAUCCAUAAACAUGAUGAUAACCACUAAGGGGGUGUCCUGGGUGUACAGCACAUACAACGCAACUGCGACGGGAUCUUUGUCGCAUGUCGUUUCUGUCCCUUUCCAUUUUAAAAUGUCAAACUAAAAUGUCCACAAUAUUUUAACUACAAAAGCGUCUGGGCUGAGACAAAUAGGAUAUACCAGGAUUGUUUACAUAAUAACAAUUUACCUGAAGGCCAUAUAUAUCCACAUAUAUAGUCAAACAUAAAUGUUUAUCACAGUAAAUCUAAGGCCCCAUCCACACUACUCUGUUUUAGUUUACAAACGGAGAAUUAAAACAAAUACGAUCUCCGUCCACACCAGCGUUUUAGCUGCAUUUUGGAGUUGAUCUCCGUCUACAUGAAAACGACUGUAAACGCACAUCUACUGGCUGUUCAGGUACACUGGCCAUGCGCGUGCCGGUGUAAACAUGAAGCAGAUAAUCUCUUCCUGGUUACAGAAGAUUUGGCGAAAGAAAAAAUAAAUACAGACGAAGAAGGGUUGUUUUUUUUUUUUGCAUGCACCAAUAAGGAGCUGGGACUGUUACUGAAUGUAAAACAGGAGUGUGGCGGCGGGAAACAGACUGGGAGUUGCAAAGUAAAUGCGACAUGCAUAGUACAAGUGUAGGCAGAUGAGUUUUUUGCAUUUGGUACAGAAUAUUUUAAUAAAAAUAUGAUGUCAAAAACCCGGUCAGCAGCAUUGUGUUUCUGCUUUGCAUGACUUCUAAGACCCAAUAAGACAGCUGAGCGUGAGCGGCUGUGUCAUCGUUUCUAAUGUCCUCCGUUUUGGCCCGUCUUCACUAAAACGCCCUCCGGAGUUUUGAAACGCAAAACGGGGUCGGCAGCGUUUCUAAACUUCUCCGUUGUAGGUCUUUGUUUUCACCAUUGUAGUCUGGACGGGAGGUGCAAACGUAGCAAAAGGUCUCCGUUUUAAUUCGAUAACGCAGUACUGUGGAUGGGGCCUAAGACAGUCAACCAAUUCAUUCCUCAGUUUAAAAGCAUAUAAUUAAUUACCUUUAGCGCCCCUUUAGUAUGUAACCCCCUUAAAUUGCUUUUGUGCUUACAUGGUUGUGUUUAUCAAUAGAAAAUGUGUUAUUAUUUUAUGGUGCCUCAUCGUACUUUAUCGAGUAAAGCAAUCUAAAAAAUUUGGUUACACCAAAUUACAUUUAAUUCACUGUCCUAUUCCAUAGGUUAAUGAGUCUUUUACCUCAAUCACGUUGGGUAAAGUUAAUACAUUUUAACAGUCCUUUGUUAUGUAAAUAAAAUAAAUGUAUUCUGUUGAUAUACCGCACUGUCAGUUGGAUGUGGAUCUGUUAAUGAGUUCAAUUACCGGGUUUUUGUUUACGUGUGUUUUCUUAUCGUACCUCAGGAGUUUUAUUGAUGCUGUUAUUUGGACCAGGUACUAUAAUCCCUGCAUACUGUAGUUUUUGUUGUCCAAUUCACUGUGAAUCCUGUACAAUAAAAGGUGUGUUUUUCUA